Spodoptera littoralis (African cotton leafworm) is the source of this 2283-nucleotide messenger RNA. The record is from the annotation of a GenBank genome assembly. Lineage: Eukaryota; Metazoa; Arthropoda; Insecta; Lepidoptera; Noctuidae.
AUGACAGUGUUCUGGUGGAGCAGCAAGUGGAGGUCGGGUGAGAUGUUAGUGCGGGGGUGUGUGGGGGGCGAGCUGCGGCACUCGUUGGCGGAGCGCACGAAGGCGCUGGCGGCGCAGUGCCACGCACUGCGGUCGCCGGCACGCGCAGACCGAAGCUGUGAGCGUCGCCGAACCAGACACCGAAAAUCUCAAACCCGGUGGUAUGUCAAACAGCCGACAUGGCGGUUGUGGGGCGAGGAGCGCGUCGACGGCGCCAUCUACACCGUCUACCUCAAGAAAGUCCGCUAUCACCGACCUACGCGGAGCGCUUCUAGUGAGUCAGAUGACGAGAUCUCCCACUUGGAAUGGGAGACGGUACGCGUGCGCUUCGUGAAGGCGGGCACUGUCGAGCGGCUGGUGGAAGCGCUCGCUACCGACGAUGGUGAACUCGAGUCCACAUACGUUAAUGUUUUCCUGGCUACAUAUCGAUCCUUUGCGGAGUGUAGCAGAGUGCUGGACCUUCUCUUACGACGAUACGAAGCCCUGGCUGCGGAGGAGGUACACCCGACUGCAGUAGACACGUCGCUGCAACAUCGAAAGACUCUAGUAGCGUGUCUGCACGUGUGGCUGGACACGUACCCGGAAGACUUUCGUCAGCCUCCUCACCACCCCGCACUGCAACAGCUACUCGCCUUCACUCAGGUUCAUUUGCCAGGAACGGAACUACAUUCGAAGGUAUUGCAGAAGUUAGCUGUAUUCAGUGCAGAGCGCAAUGGUGGGUGCGGAGUGGGCGGCGCCAUGUGCCUCGCAGCCGGCAUGCGCGUGCCGGCACACCACACCAGCGCGUACCGGUUACCGCACGUGCCGCACCGACACUUCGCUGAGCAGCUCACCCGCAUGGACAUGGAACUCUUCAAGAAGCUCGUCCCGCACCAGUGCCUUGGCGCCGUCUGGUCUCGCAGAGACAAAGACCGCAAUCACGACGCGGCUACCGUUUUGGCAACUGUAAACCAGUUUAAUGCUGUAUCGUUUAGAGUGAUAUCUACGGUUUUGGUUGAACCUAAUCUGAGGCCGCUCGAACGUGCUGAAAUUCUAGCAGCAUGGCUCGAUAUUGCUAGAGAAUUGAGGGUGCUCAAAAACUUUUCUUCAUUGAAAGCGAUUAUCUCUGGGCUCCAGAGUAACCCUGUUUAUAGACUGAGAAAAACGUGGGCAUUACUAGCUAAAGAAAAAGCUGAAUUGUUCGAUGAACUUGCGCGUAUUUUUAGUGAGGACAAUAACCGGUGGGCUCAACGAGAGUUACUCAUGCGUGAGGGAACUGCUAAGUUCGCAGAUACAGUGGGCGAAAAUGAUCGCCAACUGCAAAAACUAUUACACGAACGGGGCUCUCCUGGCGUCAGUCAUGGAACCAUUCCUUACCUUGGUACUUUCCUCACCGAUCUCACUAUGAUCGAUACCGCUAUUCCAGAUACGGUAGCCGAUGGUUUAAUAAAUUUUGAUAAGCGACGGAAAGAAUUCGAAGUCCUCGCGCAGAUCAAGUUACUACAGGGUGCUGCCAACGCCUAUCACUUGCCCUCUGACUCGAUGUUUGAUAGGUGGUUUGACUCGGUCAUUGUGCUGGAUGACCGAGAAUCAUAUCAACUGUCUUGUCAGAUCGAACCGCCUACGAAUCCUCCAAAGGAGAGGCGACCAAAGAAAAUAAAUGAAACAAAUAGCCACGGUCACAGAAAAAAUGACUCAAUUGCUAGCACGAGCUCAAGUAACAGUUCGCAGUUCUAUUGUGAGACCGACGGCACUGGUACAGCGUGGAAGAGGGACAGCCUAGAAAGGCGGGUGUCACCGACACGUUUAUCGCACGGUUCAUCAUCUUCGUCACUACCUUCCCUAGAUGUGUCGUUGUCGAGUGCAAAUAGCGGACAAAAGCCCGCCAAUGGCAAGGCGGGCGGAGUCAGUCCUGCGGCGCCGGGCGUACGCUCAGGCCCAGACUUUUAUAUCAUCCGCGUGACGUACGAGUCGGACUGCGCUGAGACCGAGGGCGUGGUGCUGUACAAGUCAAUCAUGUUGUGCAACAACGAACGCACGCCACAAGUCAUCCGCAACGCGAUGCUCAAACUUAACCUCGACGGUGAUCCUGAUGGAUACACCUUAGCGCAAGUUCUCCCCGAAAAAGAAAUGCUGCUGCCUGCGAAUGCAAAUGUUUACUAUGCGGUGAAUACCGCAUACAAUCUAAACUUCAUCCUGCGCCCACGCAAGACGCAGCAGGUGGAGCCAGUGGUCAACGGGAAAUCGCGCGGGAAGCGCCCUUGA